This is a messenger RNA of Plasmodium relictum, 2322 nucleotides long. Its product is annotated as small subunit rRNA processing factor, putative. NCBI's taxonomy places the organism in Eukaryota, Apicomplexa, Aconoidasida, Haemosporida, Plasmodiidae. The coding region runs from base 1 to 2322 and encodes 773 amino acids. The record is from RefSeq and is a predicted model, not a curated record. The transcript has a single exon. Gene Ontology annotation, cellular component: small-subunit processome; nucleolus. Gene Ontology annotation, biological process: maturation of SSU-rRNA from tricistronic rRNA transcript (SSU-rRNA, 5.8S rRNA, LSU-rRNA).
AUGGCAAAAAAAAAAAAUUAUUUAUCAGUUGAUACAAGUAAAAUAAAAUUCGUUGAAAAUUCUGAAUCUGAAGAUUUUGAAAUUGAGGAUGAUAGUAAUAUUGAAAAUGGUUCUUCUGAUGAAGAAACUUUAAGCUAUGGAAAUGAAAAAAAUAGUGACAAUGAUUCCAUGAUAAAUUUAGAAGAAUCUUCAUUAAAUAAAAAAAAAAAAAAAAAUAUAUAUGAUGACGAUGAGGAUGAAGAUGAGGAUGAGAAUGAAGAUGAAGAUGAAGAUGAUGAAAAGGAAGAAGAGGAGGAAGAAGCAGAUAAAGACAAAAAAGAUGAUUUUAUCAAAAUAUCGUGGAAUAAGAAUAAAAGAAAUUACUAUCAAAAGGAAAGUGAAGAUUCCUCAAGUGAGGAUGAAGAAGAUAAAAAUGAAAGAAUAAAAGAAGCUAUUUACUUAAGUAAAAAAGAAAAAGAAAAUUUAAAUGAAAAUGAUUUUGAUUUAUAUAAUAUUUAUAUGAAUGAAGAAGAUAACAAGCAAACCAAAGAUAAAGAGGUAAAUGAUUUCAAUAAAAAAAAGGAUACUAUUAAACAAUUAAUCAGUGAUAUAAAUGAUGAUUUAAAAGAAAAAAAAAAAGAAAUAAAAAUAGAAAAUAAAGAUAAAAAAGAAGUUGAAGAAUUAAUUAUAAGCGAACAACAAGAAUAUAAAAUUCUUUUAAAAGAAUUAUCACAUAAUAUUCAAAAAGUAUUCAAUGAAAUAAAAGAAAAUAAAAAACUAUUUGAAUUUAAAGAUAUCAAUGAAAAUAAUGUUAAUCCAUCAGAUAUUAAUAAAAAUACUUUACUAUAUCUUAAGAAAAAAAAUGAAACACUAUUGACAUAUAUUAUAUACAUUAUAUAUUAUGUUUUCCUAAAAAUUAUGAAUUGUUAUAGUCAUAAUCAUCCUGUCUUAGAUAAAUUGAUUUAUAUGAAUACUAUUAUAUCUAAAACAAAUGAAUUAGAUAAUAAAAUAAAAUUCAAAAUUCAACAAUUAAAUAAAUCAUCGGAAAAUGAACUAGAAGAAUCAGAUUCAUCAAAAGGAAAUGAAAAAAAGGCUUCUAAAAAAGAAAAAGAAGACAAAGUGAUCCAAAGAAAAGUUGAUGCACAACAUGUAGAAGAGUCAAUUGAUGGUGAAGAAAGAGAUAACGAAGAGGAUACAUAUGAUGAAAAUGAAAUAGAUAACGACGAUGAAGAAGAUGAAGAAAUAGAUGAUGAAAAUGAAAUAGAUAACGAAGAUGAUGAUGAAGAAAUAGAUGAUGAAAAUGAAAUAGAUAAUGAAGAUGAAGAAGAUGAUGAAGAAAUAGAUGAUGAAAAUGAAAUAGAUAAUGAAGAUGAAGAAGAUAAAGAAGAAUAUGAUGAAAGUGAAAUAGAUAGUGAAGUUAAUGAAAAUGAAAAAAAUAAAAACAAAAAAUAUAAAAUUAGUAAAAGUAUUAUAACAGAAUACACAGAUAGUCAUAUUAGAGAAAGGGAAAAGGAAGAAAAAAAAAAAAAAAGAGAAAAAAUUAAAAAUGAGAAAAAUGCAUUUUUAAAGGAAAUCAAGGAAAUGAUUUCAAAGAGACCAGAAAAAGUAGAAGAAGAAAAUUAUAUAAAGAAAAUGGAAGAAAAAUUGAUGGAUUUUGAUGAAAAAAUUUUAAAAAACAAAAUGAAAAAGUUAAGCAAAAAGAAAUAUAAAAUAAAUAAUUUAAGUAACGUUGGAAUGACUACAAAUGAUUUAUUAAAGUUUGUUGAAUUACCUGAAAUGAACCAAGAAAAUAAUAAAAGCGUAGAAGAAAAAAAAAUAUUUCGAAACAAUAUUAAUAAAUUAAAGCAAAUGAAGAAAAAUAAAUUAGUAAAUAAUGCUAAUGAUGACUUUGUUUCUUUUAAAAAGUUUGAUAGAAAUAAAAAUAUAAAUUAUUCUUAUAAAAAUCAAAACAAAGAUUCAAAUAAUGUUAUGUUUGGAAAAGUACAUGCAAUAGAAGACGAAAAAAUUAAAAGCAUGUUAAAUUUUAAAAAAAAUAAAAAAGAAAAAAGAAAAAUUCUUAUGGAAAAUAAAAAUAAAGAGAUAAGAAAAAAAUUAGUUGAUGAAGAAAAUGAAAUAAAUGAUCAUAGAAGAAUCCCAAAUAAGAAAAUUAUACAAAAUAAGGGAUUAGUAAGAAAAAGGAAAUCAACUGAUGGAAAUGCGAGAGUACAUAACAGAUUUAAAUUUAUGAAGAAAAUGAAGGUUUACAAUAGUCAACAUGCUAAAUUAAAAGUUCAUGAUAAUAAUUAUUCAGGAGAAAAAAGAGGAAUAAAUCCAUUCAUAAAAAAAUCAAUAGAUAUCAAAUAA